Messenger RNA from Ictalurus punctatus (channel catfish), 3006 nucleotides. RefSeq names its product ecto-NOX disulfide-thiol exchanger 2 (gene enox2). Gene Ontology annotation, molecular function: protein-disulfide reductase activity; RNA binding. The transcript is spliced from 16 exons. The record is from RefSeq and is a predicted model, not a curated record. Gene Ontology annotation, cellular component: plasma membrane; external side of plasma membrane. Gene Ontology annotation, biological process: ultradian rhythm. Bases 591 to 2447 code for a protein of 618 amino acids. NCBI's taxonomy places the organism in Eukaryota, Metazoa, Chordata, Actinopteri, Siluriformes, Ictaluridae.
CGGAAAGAUCCUCCUCUCCUGAGCCGCGCUGCUUCCAGCCUCCAGUCUCCAGUGUGUGUGUGUGUGUAUGUGUGUGUGUGUGAGAGAGAGAGAGAGAGAGAGUGGAGCGGACAGGCAGCGAGCAGCAGCUUCAGAGCGAUUUAACCAGGAGAUCAGGACCGAUCAAAGUGCCGAAAACACCGCCGGGACUUUAGCGCGCGCUCGGUUUCCUCCGCUCCGGACCAUGUUCCUGGUGCAGUACACAGUGAGAUUUGGAUCGGCAGCUCGAGUGUCCAGCUGAGAAGGAGGAGACGACGACGACGACGACGUCGAUGAUGACGACGACGACGUUCUCUGCCGCUCCUAAGAGCUCAUCUCGGAAAAAAUAAUCGGAUGAGAUUCCCCAAACCUCAACUAUUAAUUACCAACUAAUAUACUGACUCAGACUAAACCCGCUACCCUUUGACCCCGCAACCAACAACGAGCCGCUGCAAUUUAAUAACGCCAAUGGGCCUCUGGUGUCCGAGUGUCCUCUGGAGACCAGUACUGAGAACGGCAGCAAGAAAAGGAAGAGACCAAACCUUCCUUCAGAGGGUCUACGUAAUAUAGCAAUGGACUCCAGCUCGUUGGGUAUGCCCAUGUCAGACCCGAACGCCUGGGCCACCGCCAUGAACAACCUAGGAAUGGCGCCCAUGGGCAUGACCGGACAGCCUCUCAUGUCAGAUUUUGACCCCAGCCUCGGCAUGAUGACGGGUAUUGCUCCGAUGAAUCCGUUGAUGCCAGGCUUGGGCAUCGUGCCCCCUCCAAUUUCCCAAGACCUACCUAUUGUCAAGGAGAUCAUCCACUGCAAGAGCUGCACCUUGUUUCCACCCAACCCCAACCUGCCUCCUCCAGCCACACGCGAGAGACCCCCAGGCUGUAAGACGGUGUUUGUCGGGGGUCUACCUGAAAACGCCACCGAGCAGAUCAUAUCAGAAGUGUUCGAGCAGUGCGGCGCCAUCAGCGCCAUCCGCAAGAGCAAGAAGAACUUCUGCCACAUUCGCUUCGCCGAGGAGCACACAGUAGACAAGGCACUUUUCCUGUCUGGUUACCGGAUCCGCCUCGGCUCCAGCACGGAUAAGAAGGACACGGGCCGGCUGCACGUGGAUUACGCUCAGGCCAGAGACGACCUGUACGAGUGGGAGUGCCGGCAGCGCAUGCUGGCGAGAGAAGAAAGACACCGGCGCAGGGUAGAGGAGGACCGCCUGCGCCCGCCGUCCCCGCCUCCCAUCGUUCACUACUCCGAGCAUGAAUGCAGCCAGCUGGGGGAAAAAAUCAAAGAUGACUCCAAGUUUCCCGAGGCAGUGCGAGUGCUGCUGACCUGGGUGGAGCGCGGCGAAGUGAACCGCCGCAACGCCAACAACUUCUACUCCAUGAUCCAGUCAUCGAACAGCCACAUCCGCAGGCUAAUGGGCGAGAAAGCAGCACACGAGAAGGAGAUGGAGGAGGCCAAGGAGAAGUUUAAGAACGCCCUGGCUGCCAUCCUUAUACAAUUUGAGCAGAUUGUGUCUGUAUUCCACGCUGCUUCCAAACAAAAGGCAUGGGACCAUUUCUCCAAAGCCCAACGCAAGAACCUGGACAUGUGGCGCAAGCAAGCAGAGGAAAUCAGGAACAUCCAUAACGAGGAGCUGAUGGGAAUCCGCCGGGAAGAGGAGAUGGAAAUGUCCGACGACGACAUGGAGGACGCAUCGGAGAGCAAAGACUCGGAUGACUCAGGGCCACUGGCACAGGUGGAGGCCUUGAGGGAGGAGAACGACAGUCUGCGCUGUCAGCUGGACGCCUACAGGAACGAGGUGGAGCUGCUGAAGCAGGAGCAGAGUAAAGCUCAUCCUCCUCACAGCGAAGAAGACACGACACGUCAACAACAGCUCAGCUUCCUGCAACAAGCGCUGCAGGGCAUGCAAAAGCAACUGCUGAAGAUCCGUGAUGAUCUGAAACAGAGAGAGAUGGAGCUGGAGAAAAGCGCAGAGGAUAAGCAGCAGCUGGAGAGUCAAAUCCAAAGCCUUAAAGAAAGAAUUCAAGCCUUCCCCGCAUCACACACCCUGCCUUCGGAGAGGCCGGAGUGGGAGGACAGAGGCAGCGAUGAAAACACAAGUCAUGCCAAUGAGUCAGCAGUGUCCGCAGUGGUGUCCUGCAGUCAGGAGAAAGAGAGUGUCCCAGACAAGAGUCCACCCAGUCCUGUGAAAUCUGAAAGGGAGGCCCUGCUCGUAGGAAUAAUCUCAACGUUCCUCCACGUGCAUCCGUUCGGGGCCAGCAUCGAGUACAUCUGCUCCUACUUACAGCGUCUGGACACCAAGAUCAGCACGACGGAGGUUGAGACGCUGCUGGGCCGACUGCCCUACACCUUUAAGCAGGAGCUGACGGGCGUGGGUGCCAGUCUGGAGAAGCGCUGGAAGUUCUGCGGAUUCGAAGGCAUCAAGACGGCAUAGAGUCAUGCCACCGAGCGUUAAACCCCAAAGACUAACACAGCCAGGGCAAUUUUUACUUCUUUUUUGUUGUUGAAAAAAGGCUCGCUGAGAGGCGUGAGCGCUUCCGACCCUAGCCGACGUCGGCUCACCGAGCCUCAGACACUCUCAUUCAGUUCAGACAGGAAGUGUGGAGUCCUGGGCUCUGGUGUGUGUACCUUCUGCAGUGUUCGAGCACAGACUUGUUCGUUUGACUGUAUGUGUGUAUGUUAAUGUGUGUGUGUGUGUACCAUAUGGAAGGGCCGGUGUGAGCCACCGCGAUAACAGCACUGACCUGCCGAGUGAUUAUCGGAACGGAAGCAGACGGAACUCUGGACGAAGUGAUCUCCAUCGACGUUCUUUGAUUUCCUUUCUUUCUUUUUUUUUCCUUUCCGAAAGAAAAAGAGACAGAUAUAUUUCUUUCUUUCCUUCUGUAUAGGCUGCCGACGGCGUUUUUGUUUGUUCGUCUGUUUUUUUUUUUCUUCCGAUAUUCUGUAAAUGUUUGAAUAACUUACUAUUUUUAAAUAAAAAAGAACCAACAGCG